This is a messenger RNA of Pygoscelis adeliae (Adelie penguin), 546 nucleotides long. RefSeq names its product flavin adenine dinucleotide synthetase 1 (gene FLAD1). NCBI's taxonomy places the organism in Eukaryota, Metazoa, Chordata, Aves, Sphenisciformes, Spheniscidae. The record is from RefSeq and is a predicted model, not a curated record. The annotation marks the transcript as partial. The transcript has a single exon.
GGUGGCACCUUCAAGUACCCGCUGGUCAGCGUGCGCAACGUCUACGUCUUCCCCGGCAUCCCGGCGCUGAUGGAGCGCGCCCUGGAUGGCCUCGCCCACCUCUUCCGCAGCGAGCAGACCCGCUUCCACUCCCGUGCCAUCUAUGUGGCGGCUGACGAGAUCCUCAUCACGCCCGUGCUGGAUCAGGCCGACGCCACCUUCCAGGGCCGCGUCAGCUUGGGCUCCUACCCAGACUGGGCCAACAACUACUACCGCGUGAAGCUGACGUUGGACUCGGAGUCGGAGCAGGACCUGGAGGAAGCGUAUCACUUCUUGAUGGAGAAGCUGCCGCCGCACGUUGUCGUGCCGUUGGUGAUGGACUGCAUCUCGCCAGCAGCCGCGGAGGUUUAUGGUCUGGCUGAGUCAGGUACAGGGAAGCGGUGCUGCAGCACGGCUUGGCGCCUCUAUGCUGCUCCUGUGCAGACCCUGCGGCCCAGCAGGGCCGGGGCAGUGGGAAGACCGGCCUGGGAGCAGAGCUUGCCUGUUCUGGUGUGCCGGGGGGCUUGA